AUGUUGGGGACAAAUAAAUUGGUGAUCUGGGUGAUGACAGGUCUAUUUGCUGUCACCACUGUUUUCUUCAAUGUUUACAUCUUAUUGAUGAGUGUUUUGAGAUACAGACAGAAAAAGCAGUGGAGUCCCAGUGAAACCAUCAUCAUGGCUCUGUCCAUGGCCAGUGUGACUCACCAGGUGGUCUGUUACGUCUGGAUGACCAUGGAUGAAUUGGACAUUAAGUGUCUCAUUGUUCAGACGCCCUACACCGUCAUUCUGCUCAUCAUCUACAGCCUCAAGUUCACCAUAAUGUGGGACACCAGCUUCCUCACUUUCUACUACAGCACCAAGCUGGUGAGCACGCCCAACCUCUGCUACACACACAUCCAGACCGCCAUCCUCAAGCACGUAACCUUGGUGGUUUUCCUCAUCCUGCUGUGCGGCCUGGGUACCUGCAUGCCAAUGCUCGUGGUGUUCCACGCUGACAACCAGACCACGACCAACAAAGAUUGCGGGGUUUUGAUUCCCAACACCAAGCCUGGUCAGGUUUACGAAGUCAUCUAUCUACUCCUUGCUGACGUGCUCCCAGGCUUGCUCAUGGCGAAAUGCUGCAUCUCCAUCUCCAUGCAUCUGGCCAUCCACCUCCGCAACAUGAGAGCCAGCACCAACGGAGCCCACCGCCCAAAGCUGGGCUCUCAGAUGAGGGUGAUCCAGAUGGCUUUAUCUCUAGUGGCCAUCUUCACUGUGUUCCUUGUUGUCGACUUAUAUGUGAACUACCAGAUAUCUGUGAACCACGAGAACGCCAUUGUGCUCACAUUCUUUGUCACGUCCAUCUACACGACCGUUACUGCUAUGGUUCUGAUCUAUGGCAAAAAGACUCACUGGAAAACUCUGAUACACGAAUUCAACGUCUGCCUGGAUGAAUAUCCGUGUGUGUCUUGUCUAAAGGUGCCUGAAGAAAAAGCUCCACCCAGCGCUCCUGCAAAAGUAAAAUAG
Paralichthys olivaceus (Japanese flounder) is the source of this 975-nucleotide messenger RNA. It is a transcript of the gene tas2r202, whose product is annotated as taste receptor, type 2, member 202. Gene Ontology annotation, molecular function: G protein-coupled receptor activity; bitter taste receptor activity. Gene Ontology annotation, biological process: G protein-coupled receptor signaling pathway; sensory perception of taste. Gene Ontology annotation, cellular component: membrane. Lineage: Eukaryota; Metazoa; Chordata; Actinopteri; Pleuronectiformes; Paralichthyidae. The record is from RefSeq and is a predicted model, not a curated record.